GAAGAAAUCAUCCAUUGAUGAUUAUAAAAACCCCCCUCAUCGCUAACAACAAUCCAUCAUCCAUCAACAGAAAAACAAACAAACACUUCCCCAGCCCAGCUUUUAAAUUUUCUUCCCAACAAAAAAGAUGGGCAAAACAGUUGGCCUCUUCCCAUUAUUAUUCCUUCUCUGCACCAUCAUCACGGCAUUCUCAUCUUCUUCAUCUUCAGCAGCAGCUGCUGCUUCUUGUCGGAAAAACCAGAGCGACGCUCUGCUCAAAUUCAAGGCGGCCUUCGCCACCGACAGCCAGGCCUCGAUUGCCUGCGCCGACGCCGGGACCACCACGCACCCAAAGACAGACUCCUGGAAGGCAGGCACCGACUGCUGCGCGAAAUGGGACGGCGUCCAGUGCGAGAACCGGACCGGGAACGUGAUCGGCCUUGACCUCAGCUGCAGCUGGCUCCGAGGCCAUGUCCAUCCCAACAGCACCCUCUUCUCCCUCAAACACCUCCAAACUCUCAACCUGGCCUACAACGACCUCCAGCAAUCCCCCCUCCUGCCUCUCUACGCUUCUUCCUUCUCCUCCAGCUUAACCCAUCUCAACCUCUCUUCCAGUAACUUGAACGGGGAGAUACCCGUUGAGCUCUCCGGCUUGUCCGGGUUGGUCACGCUGGACUUGAGCUUCAACAGUGGGUUGAGGCUCGAGCCCUCCGCGUGGGCGGCUCUGGUUCAGAAGAUGACCCGGUUGAGAGAGGUUGGGCUCGACCGUGUCCGUAUGGACUCGAUCGAACCCAGCACCGCCUUUUCCGGGUUCUCGCCCGCCCUCACGACACUCACCCUCAACCAGUGUGACCUCAAGGGCGAGUUCCCGGCGGAGAGCGUCAUCGGCUUGCCCAACCUCCAGAAACUCGUGCUCUCGGAGAACGGGGAGCUCACGGGGGACUUGUCGGACGCAUCGUGGAGCAAAGCACUAAAGCAUCUCGACAUCCAGUUCACCAAGAUCGCAGGGAGACUGCCAGACUCAAUCGGCAGUCUCAGUUCCCUGCGGCACUUGGAUGUUGGAGGGUGCCGCUUCGGCGGGCCCAUCCCGGCUUCCCUGGGGAACCUCACGGAGCUGAGGUUCCUCAGUCUGAUAGCCAACGAUUUCAACGGCCCGAUCCCGCCCUCUCUGUCCAAUCUCCACCAGCUGACCGUCUUUGCUCUCUCCGAAAACCGCCUCACGGGGAGAAUCCCAAACAUGUUUGGGAGAAUGAGCAAGCUGGCUGGCUUUGCAGCCAGGUCCAACAGCUUGAUAGGGGAGAUACCGGCUUCGAUAUGCAGCGCGAGUGGGCUUCAAGUGCUUGAUCUUGGUAACAACACCCUGAGUGGCGCCAUUCCGCGGUGUCUGGGAGGCUUGGCCAAGCUGGAAACCUUAGACCUCGCCCGCAACCGUCUCGUGGGACGUAUUCCCACCGGGGGUCGGUUCGGCUCCUUUGGAAAUGCUUCAUACGAAGGGAAUCCUGGCUUGUGUGGUUCGCCGCUCACCAAAAGCUGCGGGGCAGGCGGCAGGACAACAAGGAAUUGAUGAAUGAACAACAACAACAAGAUUCCAAUGAGAAUAAACUCCCAAAUAAGUUCUUCAAUGCCUUUGUCAAUCUUUAAUAUCAAUCAUGCUCGAUCAUAUUCAAUUUAUAAGAUAUUUUAGACAAUUUAUCAUUAUUUAAUUUUUUUUUUUUUGCUCAUUUUUGAAUGUUUAU
This is a messenger RNA of Cuscuta campestris, 1715 nucleotides long. The record is from the annotation of a GenBank genome assembly. NCBI's taxonomy places the organism in Eukaryota, Viridiplantae, Streptophyta, Magnoliopsida, Solanales, Convolvulaceae.